Messenger RNA from Puntigrus tetrazona (Sumatra barb), 4468 nucleotides. RefSeq names its product acid-sensing ion channel 2-like. Gene Ontology annotation, cellular component: membrane. The coding region runs from base 581 to 1348 and encodes 255 amino acids. Gene Ontology annotation, biological process: sodium ion transmembrane transport. Lineage: Eukaryota; Metazoa; Chordata; Actinopteri; Cypriniformes; Cyprinidae. The record is from RefSeq and is a predicted model, not a curated record. The transcript has 2 exons.
ACACUCCAAAUCCCCCAAACGGUUAAUUAUUGCGGCUAGGUCAAAUAAAACGAAAAAAAGAGCAUUUAACCACUGCAAUAAGAAAGUUCAGUGAAGUAACAGGCAGCAGAGGAUGAGCGCGCGCACAGAGGGAGCAGAGCUGAGAGCGCGCGGAGGGGACGAAGCUCGCGCUCUUGCCGAAACGAGCGGUUCCGACACACGCCAGUGAAUUACUUCGACUGAAUUCAUGAAAAUUGAACUUCGAAGUGCAUAACAGGACGGCACGAGAGCGUGACGCAGACAAUGUGCCGAGGUAACGUUAACGUUAUGCGUUUCUGGCAACAGUUGAGACUUUCAUACCGGCUGCAUUUUGCUCCCCUAAGAGAAAAUCUGAAUCUGGAGAACUAACAUUUUUACCCUCGUUAUUUACUACAGUACCGUACUUAAACCAGUUUAGAUGAAGCUGCAGUUUUGCUCCCUACGCGAAACGCCUCAGGAGCAGAAACGCGCGAUGUUUAUUCGUUUUGGGGAGCUUUGGAGGUUUUAACGGGUCUCUUCCGAGGUCAAAACCGCGCGUCAAAGGACUCAGACCCGCUCCAAGAUGUGCCAAGGCGACGCCGCACCGAAACAACGCGCUGAAGGAUCACUAAAGGAAGCUGGGAAGCUUUUCUUGAAGCACACGACAUUUCACGGAUUGAGACACGUCUUUCUGAGCGGCUCGUACCCGCGCAGAGUCGCGUGGCUGUUGGCGUUUCUAACGGCUUUAGCGCUGCUUUUCACUUGGUCUUCAAACCGGGUCCGGUACCUGCUCUCGUCGCCGGUGUACACCAAGGCGCAUAUGGUUUACGCGAAACGCCUCGUGUUUCCCGCCGUGACGAUCUGCAACCAGAACAUCUUGCUGCCGCGUCGUAUGAAGAAACCGGACAUCUUCAGCGCGGGACGCUGGCUCGGACUCUUCGGGAAAAACUGGCAGGUGUCCCCCGCGGUUCGAGAAGCGCUUACGUCGCACGUCGACGGGACUAGUAGCGAGCCUCCCUGGUCACCUUUCUCUCGCAUACUGGACUUCAACCACUUCCUGCCUCCACCGCGAGACUCUCAGCCCUCCAUGAAGCAGUUGCUGGACCGUCUGGGGCAUCAGCUUGAAGAGAUGUUGCUUUAUUGUAGAUUUCAAGGGCAGCUGUGCGGACCGCGCAACUUUAGCACCAUCUUCACGCGCUAUGGAAAGUGCUACACCUUCAACUCUGGACAGGAUGGACGGCCGCUGCUGAUCACCAUGAAAGGAGGGAUGGGAAAUGGGCUGGAGCUGAUGCUGGAUAUCCAGCAGGACGAGUAUCUGCCUGUGUGGGGAGAGACUGGUACGUCUCAUUAACCCAAGCAAUCUCAUGUGUCUUCUCAGUUUUAGAUGAGAUCCCAUAAUAUUAACCAGCCUGAAUGUCAACGUUUGCUUCAUUUGUGCCUGUUUUUAUUUCUUCUAAAGAACCGUGGGAGAAACAUCUGAGACAAAGCUGGUACUUGCAUUGCAUUCAGCUGGAUACGUUCACUCUCCUGAGGAAUUAAAGCUUUUUUUCAGAUCCUGAUCCAGCAGAUCUCUAGUUUUACACUCCUUGUUCCUAAGACGAAUCCGCACUAAAACGCUUCCAGCAGAAGCUCUUGGGAUUCCACCUAUUCUUCCAAGCAGAUUUGCAUCAAAUCAGCAUGAUCUGAGCCGUCUAAAUGUCAGUAAUCUGCUUAUGAGGGUUUAGUUUCGGAUUAAUCUGUGUUUGCUAGACUGGCUCUCCAUCAGUAAUAUAAAUCAACAGGUUAAACAGAACGGACCAUGAAUGAACUGUUAAAUGAACAUUCAUGUCACAAAGCUUACCGCGAGAGACUGUUUCAGAUCCAUAAAAAAAAUACUGCUAGCGGGCAUAGACACUUCUUAGCAGCAUCUUAACUAAAAUAGCAACUGAUUUGAAAUGCUAAAUUGAUUCUUAUGCAGUUUGAUGUCAGCAUGUUAUUAAUAUUGACACACAUAUAGGCUAAUAAGUAGUUUACUAAGAAGUAGUAACAAUGAUGCAAACAAGGACUUUGGCCAAAAUGAGGUAUUUUAGAAUGCCUACGAUGCAUUAAAAUGCUAAGUAGGGAGCUUGCUAGCUUUUGGAGCAUAGCUGUAGACCACCACGAAAACCAGGUCAACACUCAGAACAACAGUUUAUCAGACAGAGCCCAAAAAAAAACAAAGAACAAGCACAACACCGCAGUAAACAACAACAGCAGCCGUUGGACAUGUUUGCCAGCAGAAGGUCAGAAUGCUGCAAGGAGAAAAUGUCUGUGACCUUUCCGAUAAAGUUCAAUCGGUUUUGAGCACUCAAAAUGCAAAAACUGACGUCAGGCCAGAUCCUAUUGAUCAGAAAGCGGCAAAUACACAAACGCGCGUUACAGCUGCAACCCAAUUACAAGUGAUGUGAUACGUCCCAGCUAGGAAGAGAACCUUCUGUCUCUCAGUGGGACCAGUUUAACCUUUCUAUGCCUACGUAAUUGAAAAGAGAGAGGGGGUAGAUGGGAAACCCUGCACACCUGCCUGUGUCACCACCCGACAUUUACUGAGAUUGUUUUUAUAAUGCUGUGAUUUCCCGAGGAGUUCUGCUCGUGCUCGUUCAAAUUUCUCCAAACGCCAGGUGUUCUCGAAGGUCUCCGAUAUCUAAUCACAUCCUCCGAGCAGAACUCUGGUUACUCGGGUGAACGCUGUCCUGAAAUCUCUUCCACAGCUGACUGGAUUUCUCUGUAAUUACAGAGCAGCUGUCUCGAAGUCUUGACAAUGCCAGACUCCUCCAGAAACUCUGCGCUUCACUGUUUCUCUCUAAGGCUUUUCACAUUUCACUUAACCCUGAGUUAACUUCUUUUUAACCCAUGUGUCACACUUUCGAAAGGGGGUUAGCAUUACUUUUAACCCUGGGUUAUAAGGUCCUGUUGACCCUGAAUUACGAAGCAAAGUGGUACAACAUGACACUGGAUUGUUGGAAUAUGUUGGCAAGACUUUAAAUAAAAGGUUUAAAUGGGAAAAAAAGUUUUUCAGAAUGGUCUCAGACUUUUCAUGUCGCCCUGUACUUGUCCAGGCUUUUACACUGUAAAAUCAUGAAGCGUGACUAGGUUUAAUUGACAAACCGAGAAUGGAGUUUAACAAGGCCCAGUCUUGAUAGUAAUACUUUGGGUUCAUUUUGUCUGAGUGCUAGAUUAUGCUCUAGAUGAUCUGCUAAUGUACAAUGAAACAUGAAACAGGACAUCUGUGAGUUUACUGUGGUCGGCUCAUUUCCCUCAUGUUGUUCUGUUUGCGCGUUAAUUAUCAUUAAGCAGAUGUUUAAACGGCAAAAAUGGUGAUAAAGCAGGUGGGAGACAUCCAUAACUCCACUGUGUACUCAUAGAGGAUGUGCUUUGGAAAUACAUUUGUAACAAUAGACAUUAGUAGUGCCACAUGCGGACUGCUCUCUGGACUACAUGAAAAUCCAGCAGGCUGUGGAAGAAAGCCAGCGUAUAGACUGUAAUAUACUGAUUUAAAGUAUUUAAUUGACACUGGGUAGUGUCAAACGCAGCCUGUAAUCUGUGCUAACACUGAUGUUUGCUUAGCUGUCCAUAGAGAUGCGUCUCAAAACCUGAGGAUUACUCCCGUUUACAGUCUGAGGAUGAAUGUCAAAACAUUACAGACGGAAGUUGUUUGAAAUGCCUUGAGACUAGUAUAUAAAGAUCUCUCUUCCUGUCAGUGCCGCAGUUUUUAAUGUUUGAUUCUGGUUUGUUCUGUUCGGUUCGUAUUGUCUGGUGUCUUUCUCAUUUUGAAUACUGUUGAUUUCUUGUUUGCUAAUUCGUGUUGCGCAUAUAAUAUGCCUGCAGAUGUCUCUUGUUGAGAACCAAAUGUUUGAACUCAUUCGUUGUAUUAUUUUCAAUGCUCUAUCACAAUUAUUGCAUGUUGAUAUUGUCAUACGCACCGUUUAUAUUCAUAUUCGAGGUGGGACAUUCUUAAGUCCUAUCUUGAGACUUUGGGGCCAAGCAGUAAGAUUGUAGAGGCAGAUACAAGUCCCCUUUAAGAGUUUUGGUUUGAUAUGUGGUUACCACGCAGAAAGACUGAAAAUAAAUAUGACCGUUCUGGUAUGAUGCAACAGUCAUGCUUAGACUCUUAGAAAUAAUAAUCUUAGAAAGCUACAUGAUGACAUAAAAAGAAAUAAAACAGUGAUGGUGGGCCUGUAUUUGUGUAUGUGCACAGCCAAACUCUUAUUUUUACUCUUGAUUUUUAUGUUUGUUUUCUGACCUUUUUUCAUCAUUAUUGCAUUGAUUUAUUGUUACAGUGAAUUUUAAGUUUUUGUAGUCAUGUUUUUGGGUUGUUGAUUAUGAUUGAUUUGGUUUAAUUAGUGGUGUUUGCUACGGAAGGUGUCAUUACAAUUGCUCGUAUCAGGAAUUGGUGAACAAGCACCCAUUUUCUUUAUCCACUGUCAUGAUCUUCUUUUACUUUGUCAGUGAAAAG